Messenger RNA from Aedes aegypti (yellow fever mosquito), 2672 nucleotides. RefSeq lists its product as uncharacterized. The coding region runs from base 191 to 1807 and encodes 538 amino acids. The record is from RefSeq and is a predicted model, not a curated record. NCBI's taxonomy places the organism in Eukaryota, Metazoa, Arthropoda, Insecta, Diptera, Culicidae. The transcript has 7 exons.
UCAAAAUAAUCCUGUUGAACCGGCAAAUUUCAGCUGACUAUGUUUGUCGUCGAAAGCUUUUAUAAAUAUAGUAGUUUCGAAUGCAGUCGGAUACCUAAAUAACGCCAUUUUGCAGAACAUAAAACUUCAGUCAGUUUCCCGAGUAGGUGAUACGUUUUGUGGUUUGCUCUUGAUUUUAAUAAAAUGUAACAUGAAUUUCCUACCAAAAGUGGAAAACGUUAGUGUAAUUGUGAACGAUACACUUGCCGAUUAUGAAAAUAUCGAUGAAGGAGAUCACGAUCCGGAGUUGCAAAAUCUGGUGGAAGAGUGGAAUUUGUGCCCAUCAGUCUACGCAAUUCUGAUCCAACAUGGAUACUCGGUUCAGUAUCUGAAGAUGAUGGACGACAGAUCUCUGGACGAUGUGUUUUCUGUAGUGAAAUGGACCGGACACAAAUAUGCGUUGCGGCAGAAGUUGGUUUUGUGGCCUGAAAGUGUUUUGUUUCAGUCAGCAAGUACGUCGAGCACAAGUCGAAAUGCUCCAGCAGUUGAUUCGACCGAAUUCCCAGCCACAUCAACCGUACAGUCGAGUAGUUUGAAACAUCGCCUAUUACCAACUUCUGUAACAUCGGAACUGUUGAACGACAUUCUAAACCGAAACGAAAAGGGAAAAAUUGUUGUCAAUUUUUUCGGAAAGCAUCAGUGUCUGGACUCCUCGCACAGAAAAUUCCUUGCUCAUACGAUUGUUGACUAUUACAUCGCUAAUGACAUGUACUUUCCUCUACCUGACAUGGCCAAAUUUGCUCAGUUGAUUGCCGAUCGAUUUUCAAUGGAACUUGCAGAAACGUAUUAUAACCCUCGAGACGCGAAAGCAGAGAAGAAGCAUCCAUCCGGAUUGAUUUACGACCGGUUCCAUAAUCGCAACAAAAAGAGAUUAGUUCGAGCAAAAUCAUCGGAAACAGAAAAUACCUACUGUAAGGAGAAAUCUAUUGCACUCAGUCUUCCUGAAGACGAAAUCACCAAGUUGUCGACAUUGAAAAAUUGGUUGCGCAAUAACUUUGCCCCUACGGAUGAAGUUCAGGCUAAAUGGAAAGAGUCAAUGCCCUUACGAUUGCGAGCAAUAAUCGAUGAGGUUGAUAUUGAAAAAUGUAAUGUUCUUUCUGAGUGGCCUAGGAUUACUGAUGAGACUGGCUAUUUAUUGAUCGAUUCAGACUUUGAUCACCUUUUCGGAAAAUCUGACAAACUAUUCAACGACUGGGAAGAGUUUUCGGAGAAUUUCUUGAAUUACGUCCGAAUCAACAAUAUCAAAGACGAACGCUCACGUAAACUGAUGCACAUUUUGGAGGAAUCGACUAUAUGUCAAGGUGGGCGUGAUGUGAUUUUGUGUUUCGUUUUUCACGCACUCAUCAAACCUACACGACGAGCUAACGGAAAACUCCCAACAAUAUUGGAGGCACAACUGGAUGUAUGUUAUCUUUGUGACACAUACGACGAGUAUAUUGAAGCCAUCCAAACAACUCGUCAAGAAUGCGCAACGGCAAAAAUUCAGGUUGCACCACGUAUCUAUGCUGUAGGAAGCUUUGAAAAUAUUGAAGAGUUCUACGUUGCCACCGGGAAAAUCGAGUACAGAUUGCCAUCAUUUCUGCGUUGCUUGGAUGUAAUUAUAAAGCUGAAACACGUACUUGACUACCCCUUUCCGGAAAGCUGUGAGAUCUUGUGGUGUUUCAUAACCAGGUACUUUUACGGAAUUGAUUAUAGAAGAAAAUCGAAGAAUAGUCAACUUCUUCAAUUGGUUAGCUACCUGGAAGCUCACAGAGUUGAUCUUCAGUGAUGGAUUGCUUUUUGUGCCCAACAUUUUAUCCGGCCAUCGAUCGCCUAUUAAAACACCUUCGUAUUGAGCAUGGGGCUCCAGCAAUUUCGAUUUAUAAAUGCACAGCAUGUAAGCCAGCAUCGCUCUUCAAAGACGUGCAUCGUUUCAAGCGCCACAUACAAGUACGACAUCGAACGUUAUUUCAAAUCAGCAGCUCCGCAUCAGUUGGAAAUAAGGACAAGGAUCAAAUGCCUAUUACUGGCUCAGAUGAUUCGGAGGAAAUCGGAGAAAAACAUGAUUCAACUAUCAAAGGUCAAAGUUGCAUUGAGUUCACGAACAGCGAGAAAAAUGCCAUGCAAAUUAAAAGUAAAGAAGAAGCAAUACUAGAUAUAAGAAAUAAGUUAAGAGAAGGUUUUUUAAGUUUUACAAUAAGUUUACACAGCAAAAAAAAUUUAAGCAGGAAAGAUGUAAUUGAACUACAGAAAAAUAUCACCGAUGAUAUUGUUGCACCGAUAUUAGAUGCGCUCAGUAAAGUAACAGAUAUGCCACAAGAUUCAAUGAGUUUGGAUCUUAUAAAUGAUUUACGUGACCCAUUUAAUUUUAUUAGUACGCAGCAAAGAUUAAACAGCCAACUUGAACAUUUAAGCAUGAGAGAAGCUCCGCAAGUAAUUGAGUAUGAAGAUGAAGACGCAAACAUUGUUUCAAAAGGUUGUCUUACUUCAAUUAAAUUUCAAUUGAAAAAGUUUUUUGAAACAGGUACCAUUUUUCAACAAACAAUGCAAAAUAUGAAAAUGCUAGAACAGACAAACAAAAUCUCGAAUGUUGUAAACGGCAGUUUAUGGAAAACAGUGAAACCUAUGUAUGGUAAUAAAUUAGUUUUGCCUUA